AUGAGCGAUGAUGGAGAGGAAAAUAAUAGGGGUAAGCGUGAAAACGUUAGUUUUCCACAUGCCCAAUCAAAUGUGGUUUCUAAUUUGGAUGGCAACACCCUGCUCAACGAUUCCUUGGUUCAGCAGAGUUGUUCGCCCACUGAGAGUAAGGAGGAUGUGAAAACUGAGUACGAUAGUUUUGUGGAUGCCCCCGUGAUUCCUCUGACAGAAAAGUUUGACGAUAACUAUUCCCAACCGGUUAGUACAGUAAACCCGCGUGAUGAUAGUAUAAAGUGUGAAAUGGAUGUGUUGCCUGCGUCUUCCCUCACCUCUGUUUGUAACAGGAAGGUGAUACACGGUGAAAAAGUCGAUAACGAUCGAGUCAAAAUAGUGCGAGACUGGCUUUUAAUGCCAGUUUUAUCCCAAGAUUCCGACUUCGAAGGCGAUGGUGACGAUUUUAUUGAUACUCUUUUACAUAUUGCUGAGGACAAGAUGUACCUUUAUGGCUUCUACGAACGUUUGGGGCAAACCGAGUUAGUAACGACUAGGCGGAUAAAUAAUAGAAAACGUUCUAGGGGAUCCAACGGCAUUUCUCACGCUACGGGGAACCAAGGCGCUCAAGCACCCGUCAUGGCAACAUCACCCCCGCAAGUUUUGCCUUUCUCUUUCGUCAAUUGGUUGCCAAACAGUGGCAAAGGGCGUUGUGAUCCCGAAAGAGUGCAUCAACAAACCAUCUCAUCGGACGCUAUUUUGUGUUCUGGGGAGAAGUACACGCUCUGUAGGUACGCGCUAAGCAGUGGGAAAUUGCGAAAGGAAUGUGCUGAUCCUUAUCAGUUUCUUACUGCGAAGUUGCAAGAGAUACGACAUUGCAUGGAAGAGGAGUUGAUGGGCGAUGCUAAAAAUUCCAAUGAGAAAAAAACAGGGGUCACCGACUAUUGA
This is a messenger RNA of Trypanosoma brucei brucei TREU927, 918 nucleotides long. RefSeq lists its product as hypothetical. Lineage: Eukaryota; Euglenozoa; Kinetoplastea; Trypanosomatida; Trypanosomatidae. The transcript has a single exon. Bases 1 to 918 code for a protein of 305 amino acids. The record is from RefSeq and is a predicted model, not a curated record.